This is a messenger RNA of Carcharodon carcharias (great white shark), 1251 nucleotides long. RefSeq names its product rap1 GTPase-activating protein 1-like. The record is from RefSeq and is a predicted model, not a curated record. The transcript is spliced from 12 exons. Gene Ontology annotation, molecular function: GTPase activator activity. The annotation marks the transcript as partial. Gene Ontology annotation, biological process: regulation of small GTPase mediated signal transduction; activation of GTPase activity. Gene Ontology annotation, cellular component: cytoplasm. Lineage: Eukaryota; Metazoa; Chordata; Chondrichthyes; Lamniformes; Lamnidae.
CUUUGGCAGGUUGUUGCCCGGGGUUCUCCAUACCCCCUCAUUGUUCCCCCUCCAUGCGGGGGGUAUUGGAUUGAAGGGAGAAGCAGUGCAGCGGAAGAUCCCACCAGCCUGCCUGCCCCGAAGCGGCUGCCGGAGGAGGGUGAGGGAACAGCGAGGCAUUACCGGACUCACUUUCUGGGCAAGGAACAUUAUAAUUUUUAUGCCACUGAUGUGUCUCUGGGGAAGUUGCUGCUCUCAGUGAAACAUGAACAGAUGGGAGGUCAGGAAAUGAUGAGACUCCUACUGAGGACUAAGAUGCAGAACUACAGUACCUUGGUUCCCAUAUCGAACCUCACUGAGUUCCCAAGUGCAGUUCAGAUGGCGAAGCUGGUGAAUGAAGAAGUCUCUGUUGAGCAAUUCUACCCUGUGCUCUAUCCUAAGGCAUCCCAACUGCUCGCUACCUUCGAUGAACACUUCAUUACCGACAGAUUCAAAUUCGGAAUCCUCUACCAGAGACAAGGGCAGGUGACAGAGUCCGAGCUGUUCGGUAACACUGAGGAGAGCGAGGAGUUUGAAGAGUUCUUGCAGCUUUGUGGAGAAAGGAUUCAGCUUCAAGACUUCAAGGGGUUCCGUGGAGGUCUGGAUACCAGCUGCGGACAAACCGGAUUGGAGUCCGUCUACACGCAGCACCAAGGGAGCGAGAUCAUGUUCCACGUCUCUACCCUGCUCCCCUUCACGGUGGGAGAUGCGCAGCAGCUCCAGCGCAAGAGGCACAUCGGGAACGACAUCGUGGCGGUGCUCUUCCAGGACUGGGACACGCCCUUCUGCCCGACUAUGGUGGCCUCCAAUGUCCUCCACGCCUACAUCGUGGUGCGGCCGGAGAGGAGGGGGACGGGGGGCAGCUUCUACAGGGUCUCCGUAACUGCUCGUGACGAUGUGCCCUUGUUUGGACCUCCUUUGCCUACCCCUCCAUUCUUUCCCAAGGGUCCUGAAUUCCGUGAAUUUCUGCUCACCAAACUCAUCAACGCCGAGUACAGCAGCUAUCGCUCCGAGAAAUUCUCCGCUUUGGAGGCCAGGACCAGAGGCGCACUCCUGGGACUCCUAUAUGAGGAACUUCACUGGAAGAGCGAGGCUGUGUUGGGAAUUCAGAGCAACGAUGUGGAAAAGACCGAGGACGGUGAGCGAGGUUUCUUCGAGAACUUCAAGAGAGCAAUCCAAGGCAGGAGCCAGUCCUUCGACACGGUGGGAACGCCGGGAAGGAGGAGCUCACCG